UAUAGUGCAGGAAACCCCGUCCGCUCUUCCUUUCUCAACAUGGCACCGAAGGUGAAGAAGGAAGCUGUCCCUGCCAAGACUGAGGCCAAGUCAAAGGCCCUGAAGGCCAAGAAGGCCGUGCUCAAAGGUGUCCACAGCCAGAGGAAGAAGAAGAUCAGGACUUCUCCCACCUUCCGUCGCCCUAAAACCCUUCGUCUUCGCAGACAGCCCAAGUAUCCACGCAAGAGUGCUCCUCGCAGGAACAAGCUGGAUCACUACGCCAUCAUAAAGUUCCCUCUAACAACAGAGUCUGCUAUGAAAAAAAUUGAAGACAACAACACACUUGUGUUCAUUGUUGACAUUAAGGCCAACAAACAUCAAAUCAAAAACGCAGUCAAGAAGCUGUACGACAUCGACGUCGCCAAAGUCAACACGCUCAUCAGGCCCGACGGCGAAAAGAAAGCGUACGUUCGUCUCGCACCAGAUUAUGAUGCAUUGGAUGUUGCGAACAAAAUUGGCAUCAUCUAAAGUGGCUGGAAAACUUGUAGAGGAAUAAAUAUUUGUAAAAACUUG
Molecule: messenger RNA, 552 nt
Organism: Nematolebias whitei (Rio pearlfish)
Lineage: Eukaryota; Metazoa; Chordata; Actinopteri; Cyprinodontiformes; Rivulidae
Gene: rpl23a
Product: ribosomal protein L23a
Exons: 5
Coding region: 40-507 (155 amino acids)
Biological process (GO): translation; ribosomal large subunit assembly
Cellular component (GO): ribosome; cytosolic large ribosomal subunit
Molecular function (GO): structural constituent of ribosome; rRNA binding
Source: RefSeq, a predicted model, not a curated record